AUGGCCGAGCUGCUGCAAGAAGCUGGGGUCUCACCGCUGGCUGUCAGCCACCCGGCAGGAAUGCGGAGCACGGCGGAGGAAGGAGACCCUCACGGUUACGGCACCGCGGGCUUCGAGAUGGUCAGGUGGGAAUGGGUCCAUGUGCAGGGACCCUACCUGGUAGUAGUGUGGAUCCUGGUCGCCAGCUUGGCUAAAAUCCUGUUCCAUCUCUCAAGCAAGGUGACGACUGUGGUGCCAGAAAGCUGUCUGCUGAUUUUUCUGGGUUUGGGCCUUGGGGGCAUUGUCCUUGCAGCAGCCAAGAAACCAGAAUACCAACUGGACCCAGAUACAUUCUUUCUCUUUCUUCUACCACCAAUUGUGUUAGACUCGGGAUACUUCAUGCCAAGCAGACUGUUCUUUGACAACUUUGGAGCAAUACUGAUGUAUGCAGUGAUUGGCACCCUCUGGAAUUCAUUUACCACAGGAACAGCACUUUGGGGCAUAAAGUUAGCAGGUCUCAUGGAUCCUAAAGUAGAAGCGGGUUUGCUUGAGUUUCUGCUUUUCGGCAGUUUGAUAUCUGCAGUUGACCCUGUGGCAGUAAUAGCUGUUUUUGAGGAAGUCCACGUUAAUGAAACACUGUUCAUCAUUGUGUUUGGAGAGUCACUGCUUAAUGAUGCCAUAACUGUUGUGCUCUAUAAAAUGUUCAAUUCUUUUACGGCCAUUGGCAUAGAAAAUAUUCAGGCUGUGGAUUACAUCAAGGGUUUAGGUUCAAUCUUUGUGGUGAGCUUGGGUGGAACUGCUGUAGGAAUUGUCUUUGCCUUUCUGCUGGCCCUCAUCAGCCGAUUUACUAAGCGGGUCCGCAUCAUUGAACCGCUUUUUGUGUUCCUGAUUGUUUACCUGGCCCAUCUCACAGCUGAAAUGAUUUCGCUCUCCUCCAUCUUGGCUGUCACGUUCUGCGGCCUGUGUUGCAAAAAGUAUGUGGAAGCUAACAUUUCACAGAAAUCACGCACAACUGUAAAAUAUACAAUGAAGACGUUAGCCAGCAGCUCAGAAACAAUUAUCUUCAUGCUGUUGGGAAUCUCUGCUGUGGACACAUCUAAAUGGACCUGGGACACGAGUUUGGUUCUCUUCACACUUCUCUUCACAUUUGUCUUCAGGGCAAUAGGUGUAAUCUUGCAGAGCUGGGUAGUAAAUCAUUUCCGACUUGUCCCACUGGACAGAAUUGACCAAGUUGUUAUGACGUACGGUGGCUUACGAGGUGCCGUGGCGUUCGCACUGGUCAUACUUCUCAAUGGUCAGAUUGUCAAGGCAAAGGACUAUUUUGUUGCAACAACAAUCACUGUUAUAUUUUUCACAGUGAUAGUUCAGGGAUUGACAAUCAAACCUCUUAUUAAGUGGCUGAAGGUAAAGCGUCGUGAUCAUCACAAGCCAACAUUGAAUGAAGAGUUACAUGAACGUGCUUUUGACCAUAUUCUGGCGGCUGUAGAAGACGUUAUAGGUCACCAUGGUUACCAUUAUUGGAGAGAUAAAUGGGAACACUUUGACAAAAAGUACCUGAGACAGAUGUUGAUGCGGAAGUCAGCCUGUAGGAUCAAGGAUGAUAUCUGGGACGUUUACCACAAGUUGAAUGUCCGCGAUGCCAUCAGCUUUGCUGACCAGGGAGGUCACAUGUCAUCAGGAAAAUUCUCAUUUGCAUCAAUGCCAAGUAGAACAUCAUUUUCUGAAACAUCUGUAACAAACCUCCUGAGGGAAAGCGGUAGUGCAGUGUGUCUAGACUUGCAAGUAAUCGACACAGUGAGGAGUGGCAGAGAUCGGGAAGACACAGUGAUGCACCAUGUCUUAAGGGAGAACCUGUACAAGCCAAGGAGAAGGUACCAGGGAAAUUACAGUCGGCACUUCAUUGCUCAAGGCGAACAAGAAAGGCAAGAAAGGGAAGUUUUCCAACGAAACAUGAGAAGUCGUCUCGAGUCAUUCAAAUCCACCAAACAUAAUGUCUACCCUUCAAAGAACAAAUGCAGACAUAAAAAGGAGCACAAAUGUCAGAAAAAGGCAAGAUUCUUUUCAGUUAGGAAUGCUGAAAGUGCAAAUGGCCAAGUACCUAAUGAUAAAUUGCGUCGAAAUGUCAGCUGGCAUGAUACAAUUCCGGUUUUUGUAGAAGUUGACUCAGAAGAUGAGGAAAAGGAUAAUCCUGCGAAGGUAAAAGAGCAGGAGGAUGACGAGGGCAUCACCUUCAUGGCACGCACAGAGGAUGAGAAUUUACAAGAAAGAAAAAUUUCAGGUAAUUCUGAAUAUCUUCAAAGCCCAAGCAUUAUCCCACUAUCUCCUACUUGUGCUGAGAAAGAGCUUCCCUGGAAAGGUGACACAAGUAACCUUUCAGCCUGUGUCUCUUUGGAAACUACCAAGAUUGUGCCAGUCGACUUGCAAUAUGCCUGGAAUCGCAGCAUGUCAUCGCUCGAGAGCCUGGUCUCACCUACCAUGUCUGAUGUAGUGUUUCAGCCAAGGACCUUGAAUUUCAUGCUGGAGGAACACACGGCUUCAGCACAGCAUUGCGUCCAUUUCCAGUUUCCUGAUGUUUGUACAGCUGGCGAAAGGAGUGCUGAUGAGGACACCGUUGAGUUUAUUCAGCAGCAGGAGCUGCAGCCACUGAUGUCUGCUGAAGGUGAUAGCAGACCAGUUCCGUCAGCUGGGUUUGUAAGUACCAGAUGGUCUGCUUCAUUCCACAGACCUUCCUAUGUCUCAGCACUGAAAUCUUUGGUUACCUCAACACAAUACACCACUAAACAAUCUGAGAAGUCUGGUAAUAAACAGACAGAACUUUAA
This is a messenger RNA of Pristis pectinata (smalltooth sawfish), 2799 nucleotides long. It is a transcript of the gene slc9a5, whose product is annotated as solute carrier family 9 member A5. Lineage: Eukaryota; Metazoa; Chordata; Chondrichthyes; Rhinopristiformes; Pristidae. Gene Ontology annotation, cellular component: membrane. Gene Ontology annotation, biological process: regulation of pH; proton transmembrane transport; sodium ion transport. Gene Ontology annotation, molecular function: sodium:proton antiporter activity. The record is from RefSeq and is a predicted model, not a curated record. The transcript is spliced from 16 exons. The coding region runs from base 1 to 2799 and encodes 932 amino acids.